GGCAAUGUGCACGACAUUGUGAGAGGGCGACAUUUAUCACUGUUACGUUCGUCUCAAAAUCGUUUUUCGAGACCGCGAAAAAAGAACUUGGGAAAAUGCUUCCGUUAUCGCUCCUGAGGACCGCACAGAAUCAUCCCAUGCUAGUUGAGUUAAAGAAUGGAGAAACCUACAAUGGCCAUCUUGUAGCCUGUGACAAUUGGAUGAACAUUAACCUGAGGGAAGUUAUAUGUACAUCAAGGGAUGGUGAUAGAUUUUGGAGAAUGCCAGAAUGCUACAUACGUGGUAGCACAAUAAAGUACCUCAGAAUUCCAGAUGAAGUUAUUGACAUGGUCAAAGAAGAGGUCGUUUCAAAAGGCAGGGGUCGAGGAGGUGGAGGUCGAGGACGAGGAAGGGGUGGACCAGGAAGGGGAGCAUUUGGUGGACGUGGCGGUGGUAGAGGCGGACGUGGUGGAGGACGAGGCGGUGGCCCUAACAGAGGUGGGGGACCAAGAAGAUGAGGUCCUAAGUGGGUUCUGCAAAGACGGUGGUAGAAGAUACAUUAUGUACAUCAUUUUAUAAAUAACUGAGAAUUUAAGGAUGUGCCAUGUGCUUCACAAGCUCUCACAGAGGAUGCAAGAAGAGGUUGCUGCAUCAUUGGUCGUUUGCCAUCACAUUAGCACAACCUCUCUAAUUUCCAUAGCAUCUUGGUACCAUUUUACUUUGUAAAUUAUAUAUUAUUACUUUUUCAUAAAGAAAUCGUUCGAAAGUGGUUGUCUGUUUUGAUACAGUACAAAAAAAAAACUUUACGUCUCAAAGAAAGUUUUAAAAUCAAUUUUUUAAAAUAAUGAUUUCCUGUUACAUGCAAAAUUUUGUAAAUUAUUUGAAGAACGAGUUCCAUAGAAAUAAUGCUAUACCAUUAUAAUGUAAUAUUUUCUAUUAAAAAAUAUUGAUCUUGUCUGGUA
Anneissia japonica is the source of this 941-nucleotide messenger RNA. Its product is annotated as U6 snRNA-associated Sm-like protein LSm4. Gene Ontology annotation, cellular component: P-body; U6 snRNP; spliceosomal tri-snRNP complex. The transcript is spliced from 5 exons. The record is from RefSeq and is a predicted model, not a curated record. Gene Ontology annotation, molecular function: U6 snRNA binding. Gene Ontology annotation, biological process: mRNA splicing, via spliceosome; spliceosomal snRNP assembly; P-body assembly. The coding region runs from base 96 to 497 and encodes 133 amino acids. NCBI's taxonomy places the organism in Eukaryota, Metazoa, Echinodermata, Crinoidea, Comatulida, Comatulidae.